This is a messenger RNA of Suncus etruscus (white-toothed pygmy shrew), 2026 nucleotides long. RefSeq names its product la-related protein 4B-like. Gene Ontology annotation, cellular component: cytosol; cytoplasmic stress granule. The record is from RefSeq and is a predicted model, not a curated record. Lineage: Eukaryota; Metazoa; Chordata; Mammalia; Eulipotyphla; Soricidae. Gene Ontology annotation, molecular function: mRNA 3'-UTR binding. Gene Ontology annotation, biological process: positive regulation of translation.
AUGACUUCUGAUCAGGACGCUAAACUGCAGGGCCAACACGUCCAGGAAGGGAAAGGCGGGGUUCAUCUGAUGAAUGGUCCUACAUCUCAAACCACUCCUCAGACAAGUCCCAUCCCAGCUUUGGGUCAGGUACCAACUGCCAAGGUUUCAGAGCUAAACCCAAAUGCAAAAGUAUGGGGAACACACAUGUUCCAUUUGGAGGCGAGUAGUGCAGCGGAUGGUGGUGUGAAUGCAGUGUGGGAGGACUCAGCCCACCAUGCAGACCCUGGCCAGGAUGGCUUGGAUGCCAAUGGUAAUGGGGGCAAGAGCUGUGAGUAUGCAGCAUUACCAGAUUUACAGGAUGCGGACCAAGCGGUGAUGAGCACUGUGGCCGUGGAUCACUGAGAGCAUGGAUCUGCAAUUGAAGACAGUGAGACAGGAGGAAAUGAAUCACAAACAGAAAACCAGGAAGACCCCUGAGAAGUAUUUAAGAAGACAUUGGAAUUCUGCUUAUUUAGGGAGAACCUGGCUAGUGACAUGUACCUCAUAUCACAGAUGGACAUUGACCAGUACGUGCCAAUCACAACAGUGGCUAACCUGGACCACAUCAAGAAGCUCAGUACUGAUCUGGACUUAAUUGUCGAGGUGCUGAGAUCUUUACCUUUAGUUCAAGUAGACGAGAAAGGAGAAAAAGUCAGGCCAACAAAUCAUUGCAUAGUGAUAUUACAUGAAAUAUCUGAAUCCACCCCAGUAGAAGUAGAAGCAUUAUUUAAAGAAGAUAAUUUACCAAAAUUUAUAAACUGUGAAUUUGCCUAUAAUGAUAAUUGGUUCAUCACAUUUGAAACGGAAGAUGAUGCACAGCAGUCUUACAAAUAUCUUCAAGAAGAAGUCAAGACUUUUCAAGGAAAACCAAUUAAGGCUCAGAUAAAGGCAAAGGCAAUAGCUAUAAACACAUUUUUGCCAAAGAAUGGAUUCAGACCGCUAGACAUGAGCCUUUAUGCACAUCAGUGCUACAUGGCCUCCUUCUACUUACCUCCAGUGUACAGCCCCCAGCAGCAUUUUCCUCUCUACAGCCUAAUUGCCUCUCUCACCUGGUCUGCCACACACAGUUAUCUCGACCCCCUACUGGUGACUCCAUUUCCAAGUACUGGGUUUAUAAAGGGGUUUACGUCUCCAACCUUCAAACCUGCAGCAUCUCCUCUGACUUCACUCAGACAGUACCCUCCAAGAAGCAUAAAAAGGGAGGAGAAGUUUACAAGGGGUCAGGCUCAGUCUCCAACGCCACCAAAGCCUCCAUCCCCGAGCUUCAAAUUAGGACUGUCCAACUCCCCCGCCCUGCCAGGGGCAGCAGGUCAUUUGAAGAUGGAGGACUUGUUUGAAAACAGGCUGUCUGGCUUGCUAAUAGGAUCGUCAAAAGAAAGGAGCUUGAGUGCAGAGGCAGGCGCAAGCACGAUUUCCACAGCGACACCUGGAGAGCCCCUGGUGCCAACUUCCUGUGCCAUGUCUGCAACCUACGAGCAUGCCCCUUCUCCAGCAUGUUCCCCCGAGGACCCCAACGUGCUGGAGAAGCCGAGAAAGCCCCGUGUGGAUAGACUUUCCUCUGCACUCAUGACCACCGUGAGCAAGUCAGUGCAGGUGAAUGGCACUGCCACGGAACUGCAGAAGCCCAGCUGCACUGAGAUCUGCCAGAGGACAAGCAGAGAGCCUUCGUCUCCAUUGCCAGACCCUAAAGAGCAGAAGCCCCCCUCUGCUGGCUGUGGGAAGGAGGAGAAGCUCACCGAAACAGAGCUCCCUGCCUCCAAAUCUCACCCAGGACCCCUUAGAGACCAGAGGAGGCCACUGGGGCGCCAGCCCUCUCCCCUUGCUGCAGGGAAGCAUUCGCACUGAGAACAGAGCCCCCCCCCCUAAAUCUCCCCAGUGAAUGCGUGGUCUGGAGGGAGGUGAGCAUGGGGGCGGCCUUGAGGCUGUGUGGUGCUGAGUGAGCCACUGGUUAGGAGCUUGCGGUCCCUGGGCCCACGAGAGGCCUGCAGUUAUUUUCCUCUGAGCC